Ylistrum balloti is the source of this 2032-nucleotide messenger RNA. Its product is annotated as fucose-1-phosphate guanylyltransferase-like. Lineage: Eukaryota; Metazoa; Mollusca; Bivalvia; Pectinida; Pectinidae. The record is from RefSeq and is a predicted model, not a curated record. The transcript is spliced from 3 exons. Gene Ontology annotation, molecular function: transferase activity, transferring phosphorus-containing groups. Bases 1 to 1863 code for a protein of 620 amino acids.
AUGGACGGGAAAUUUAAGACGUCUGAGAAUGGCAUUGAAGAGAACAUGUCUAGUGUCAUGAAACAAUACAAGUCAAUGAGAGGAAAGAAGCGUGCUGACCACUGCCAGGAAUUCUGGGAUAUCGUUGUCAUCACAGCAGGGGACGAGGACCAGAAGAAGGCUUUUGAGGCUCAGAUAGAUAGCAAGCUGUCUCAGAAAGAACUCCCCCUGGACUGUCCAAUACAUGUGGUGGCUGACCCUCCUGGGCCUAAGUUAGGAAAUGGAGGGUCCACCUUUACAAGUCUCCAGUUCCUAGAGAAGGAGUACAAAGAAGAUUUAUUUAAAAAGCGUGUGUUGCUGAUCCAUGCUGGCGGACAGAGUCGACGAAUGCCUAGCACUAGCAUCCUGGGCAAAAUAUUUGCUCCCAUCCCAAGUGGGAAUCCUCUGUAUCAGAUGUUAGAUUUUAAACUGGCUGUGUAUCUGCCAUUGAUACCCAGAAUGCCUGCAGGUGUGUUUGUUUGCUGUGCUGAUGACUUUCUAGUGUAUAAUUUAGGUAAGGAAGGUUCUGAUGAGAAUUGGGGCUUUAGCAAGUCUGGAUUUACAGCUCUGGCACAUCCCUCUUCUCUUGGGGUUGGAACAAAACAUGGUGUUUAUGUUGUUAAGUCUCUUGAUGAAGUUGAUACUUCUUUACAUAUACAACAGUCUGACUGUGUACAAGUUCUUCAGAAACCAUCCGUACAGGCUAUGGACAUACAUGGAGCUGUUAUCAGUAUGAAGGAUAACAAGCUUCCAGAUGGAAUUGAAGUUAAAGGGUCUACAGUAUAUACUGACAGCGCAUUUUUUUUUAGCAUGGAUAUAGCCAAAAAAUUUCUAAAGUUUCUAAAAACAAAUGGCUCCAUUACCUGUGAAAUUGAUGCAUAUGGAGAUUUUCUUCAAGCUUUAGGAUCAAAAGCAACAAUCGACUACACCAGACAGACGCCAAAUGUAACCACUCCCACUCCAAGUCUUAUACCAACUCGCGAGAAAGUCUUCCACUUACUGAAAGAUUCAAACAUCCAGUUGCUCCUGAUGAACUCAUCAAAAUUCAUCCAUAUUGGUACCACAAAAGAAUACAUCCAUCAUUACUGUUUUCACUCUCAAUUUCAGAAAGAAAUGAGUCUUAGGAAAGAUGUAUUUAACAGAUGGACUGAUGAAGAUGAGGAGAAUCCUGUGGCAAAGAAGAGAAUCAGAAUGUCUGAUGUUAGUACAGGAUGUGUCAUGCACUGCAUCCUACCUAUGAAAUCAUUCGUCCCAGAAAACUCAGUAAUGGAGUACGGUCACUUUAAUAUUCCAGUCCAUGUAGGACAAAACACCAUUGUCAGCAACUGUAGUUUUCUGAAGGCAGAGACUGGAAAGAAAUCCGAUAGUGAACCCCUGAAAAUACCACAUAAUGUCUUUCUCCACACAGUGUCUGUCCACAAAAAUGACAAGACUGAAUAUGUAACUGUUCUCUUCAGAAUCGAUGAUGAUCUCAAGAAGACUGUACCUGGGAAUAAAGUACAGGAGUUACCAAUUCUAGGGGCAAAGGUGGAGGACAUCUGUGGUGUCUGUGGUAUUGACAUUGAGAAAAUCUUGCCAAGUUGUCAUGAAAACAAAGGUCAAGGGGAGGAAAGUGGGCCUGUUUCUCUGUGGACAUUACAUUUACAUCCAGUCACAGGAAGCAUGACAGAAUCUCUUGAAUUGGCAUUGCAGAUUCACUCAUCUGUCACUAAAAGAGAUAAAACUGAUCUUCUAAAAGACAGGAAACUAGUAUCCAUGGAUGACCUUCUGCAGACUAAAGAUGUCAAAGACAUGCUGAAAUAUCGAAGUGAUCUGUUUCAGGAAAUCAAGUCAUCAGUUAAAUAAUAGCAGUUUAGAAAUAAUUUUCAUGAUGAAAUCUAGGGAUCUAUUAUAAGCACAUGAAAAUCUGUUCAUAAAACCAUCUUAAUUUCAACACCUACGCACUGUUUUUUGACUGUUUGAAUUACAACAGUAAUCUGAUGGUGUUUUACUUAAUUAUAGUCCUAUGUGUUCA